This is a messenger RNA of Zonotrichia albicollis (white-throated sparrow), 694 nucleotides long. Lineage: Eukaryota; Metazoa; Chordata; Aves; Passeriformes; Passerellidae. The record is from RefSeq and is a predicted model, not a curated record.
CAAACAUGUCCUGACCGAAGACAUCGUGCACCGGGAGGUGACGCCGGACCACAAGCUGCUCUCUCGGCGGCUCCUGACCAAGACCAACCGGAUGCCGCGCUGGGCAGAGCGCUUCUUCCCAGCCAAUGUCGCCCACUCCGUCUACAUCCUGGAGGACUCUAUCGUGGACCCCAAGAACCGAACCAUGACCACUUUCACCUGGAACAUCAACCACGCUCGUCUCAUGGUGGUGGAGGAGCGUUGCGAGUACCGGGUGAACCCCGAGAACAGCAACUGGACCGAGGUCAAGCGGGAAGCCUGGGUAUCCUCCAGCCUUUUCGGCGUCUCGCGGGCCAUCCAGGAGUUUGGUCUGGCCAGGUUCAAAAGCAACGUGACCAAGAGCACUAAGGGAUUUGAAUAUGUGCUAGCAAAAAUGCAAGGAGAAGCUCCAUCCAAAACACUGGUGGAGACAGCCAAGGAAGCAACCGAGAAAGCCAAGGAAACAGCUCUGGCUGCUACGGAGAAAGCCAAGGACCUGGCGAGCAAGGCAGCCACCAAGAAGAAGCAGUACGUGUGAGGGGCCAGCUGCACCAGGACAGAUAGGAGACUCCUUAGAUUUUAUAUUUUUAAAGAAACUGUAUAAGUCUGACAAUCAGCUGCUGCUUGACCCUUUCUGAGAUGUAAUUAUCAUUAAAGAAUCUCCUCCCAUCUCUGA